This is a messenger RNA of Bombina bombina (fire-bellied toad), 1259 nucleotides long. RefSeq names its product ras-related protein Rab-35. Gene Ontology annotation, biological process: endocytic recycling. The coding region runs from base 255 to 860 and encodes 201 amino acids. Lineage: Eukaryota; Metazoa; Chordata; Amphibia; Anura; Bombinatoridae. Gene Ontology annotation, cellular component: plasma membrane; endosome membrane. Gene Ontology annotation, molecular function: GTPase activity; GTP binding. The record is from RefSeq and is a predicted model, not a curated record. The transcript is spliced from 6 exons.
UCGGGAUUUUCUGCUGACUUCCUUCCUACUGGAACAACAUGUAAAGCUAAGUGGAAGUGACAUCCGUGGAAAACAGCACAGAAGAGACUGAAAAGAGAGUUCUGAGUCAUAGAAAGAAGAGUUUUGGCCUGAGAGUUCUGGGAAAUCACUCAGAGAUAUAUAGACUUAAGAGAGACUCAGAGAACGAGGAGGGAUAAGAGACGAGGGAGAGGUGAGAGGCCAAAGAGAGAUCCCUGAACGACGUGUUGCGGACAAUGGCCGCCAAAGAUUAUGAUCAUCUGUUCAAACUGCUGCUUAUCGGAGACUCAGGUGUUGGGAAAAGCAGUCUGUUGCUGAGAUUCGCUGAUAACUCGUUCUCUGGUAGCUAUAUCACCACUAUUGGAGUUGACUUCAAAAUUAGAACGUUGGUUAUGGAUGGUGAACGAGUAAAAUUGCAAAUAUGGGACACAGCUGGUCAGGAAAGAUUCAGAACCAUUACCUCCACAUACUACAGAAACACUCACGGUGUCAUUGUGGUUUAUGAUGUCACCAACCCAGAAUCUUUUGUGAACGUGAAGAGAUGGCUGCAUGAGAUCACCCAAAACUGUGACUCAGUGUGCACUGUGCUGGUGGGUAAUAAAGAUGAUGAUCCAGGUCGGAAAUGUGUGGAGUCUUCAGAUGCUGCAAGAUUCAGUGACCAGAUGGGGGUCCGAUUGUUUGAGACAAGUGCAAAGGAGAACCGCAACGUAGAGGAGAUGUUCCUUUCGGUGACCCGGUUAGUGCUGCGCAUGAAGAAGGACAGUCAGGCGAGACUGAAACCUAACGAGGUUGUUACAAUCAGCAAAACCAAAAAGAAACAGCAUGUAAAGAGGUGUUGCUGACCCUUGACCUCUGGCCAUGCCAGUGCACUGACCCCUGGAUAACUGGACACAGACUGUGAUAGGGGGAGAGGGUUAGAUCAGGAGGAGCAGAGGAUUGCAUCGGGCCCUGUGUUGGUGCAGUAACAGAGCUGUGCAUGGUGGAUAGAAGAGUAUGCUGCAGUAUUUAUUGAUUCACAAUCAUUUAGGGAAGUUAUUAACACAGUUAACCUGUUACCACCAUCCCUGUUUCACAUUAAUAACUGUGUGGUCCAAUCAGAGAAGCCUUGGUCCUACUAGCCCCUCCCACUGCAACUGAAUAUAUUUAAAUAUGCACAUUCCUGGCUGUAUAGGACAAUAAAGCUUAUUUUUGCAUUUAACUGAUUAUUAAUUUUACGAUAAUAAAAUGAUUUUUUCUAUGAA